AUGGCUCAUGGCAUGUCUCAAGGUAUGCCUCAAAGUAUGCCUCACGGUAUACGGCACGGUAUGCCUCGCACCAGUCGUGGAGAGGCACUGAACAAGGAUACCAUCUCGGAUGAUUCGAUUGAGAAUGAAGAAAAGGAGAGGCGAUACAUUUGCAAGGAGUGCGACAAGGCGUUUACGACGAGGAUUCACACGGGCGUCAAACCUUUUGCCUGUCUUCUCGAAGGCUGCUCUUCUCGGUUUUCCCGUCAGGACAACAUGAUGCAGCACUACCGCUCGCACAUGCUCAAACUCCAGCGCAGCGACACAAGCGGCCAAUCCUUUGUUCUCCAGUUCAAUCUUCCACCCGUUAUGAUGGGCACGUCGCCAACAAGUACAUCCCGUCCCAACGUGGUCUUGAACCCGUCCUUUCAGAGAAUGACCCCGAGGACGAGUCUGUCUGAUGCACCCAAGAAGCGACGCCGACGGUCCAAGGAGUAG
This is a messenger RNA of Spizellomyces punctatus DAOM BR117, 477 nucleotides long. RefSeq lists its product as uncharacterized. The record is from RefSeq and is a predicted model, not a curated record. Gene Ontology annotation, biological process: regulation of transcription by RNA polymerase II. Gene Ontology annotation, cellular component: transcription regulator complex; PcG protein complex. Lineage: Eukaryota; Fungi; Chytridiomycota; Chytridiomycetes; Spizellomycetales; Spizellomycetaceae. The transcript is spliced from 3 exons. The coding region runs from base 1 to 477 and encodes 158 amino acids. Gene Ontology annotation, molecular function: DNA-binding transcription factor activity, RNA polymerase II-specific; RNA polymerase II cis-regulatory region sequence-specific DNA binding.